Ramularia collo-cygni is the source of this 756-nucleotide messenger RNA. Its product is annotated as probable PRE9-20S proteasome subunit Y13 (alpha3). The coding region runs from base 1 to 756 and encodes 251 amino acids. Gene Ontology annotation, biological process: ubiquitin-dependent protein catabolic process. Gene Ontology annotation, cellular component: proteasome core complex, alpha-subunit complex; nucleus; cytosol. The record is from RefSeq and is a predicted model, not a curated record. The transcript has 3 exons. NCBI's taxonomy places the organism in Eukaryota, Fungi, Ascomycota, Dothideomycetes, Mycosphaerellales, Mycosphaerellaceae.
AUGUCGAGACGCUACGAUAGUCGCACGACCAUCUUCUCACCCGAAGGCCGCCUCUACCAGGUCGAGUACGCGCUAGAGGCCAUUUCACACGCUGGAACCGCCCUGGGAAUCCUCGCAAACGAUGGCAUCGUUCUCGCAGCCGAGCGGAAAGUGACGAGCAAGCUGUUGGAGCAGGACACAAGCGCUGAGAAGCUGUACAUCUUGAACGACAACAUGAUUUGCGCUGUUGCAGGUAUGACCGCUGACGCCAACAUCCUCAUCAACUACGCCCGCCAGGCCGCCCAACGCUACCUCCUCACAUACAACGCCGAUAUCCCCUGCGAGCAGCUUGUGCGGCGACUAUGCGAUCUGAAGCAAGGAUACACUCAGCAUGGUGGUCUGCGGCCGUUCGGUGUCUCCUUCAUCUACGCUGGUUGGGACAACCAGCGCCAGUUUCAGCUCUACCAGUCGAACCCAAGCGGCAACUACACUGGCUGGAAGGCAACGAGUGUGGGCGCAAACAAUGCGAGCGCGCAGUCUCUGCUCAAGCAGGACUACAACGAGGACUGCAAUCUGAAGCAGGCAUGCGAGUUGGCUGUCAAGGUGUUGUCGAAGACGAUGGACAGCACCAAACUGUCAAGCGAGAAGAUUGAGUUUGCUACGGUGGGCAGGACAGAGAAGGGUACCAUCUACCACCACUUGUGGGCCGCCGAUGAGAUCGACACCCUGCUCAAGGAGCACGGUUUGGCGAAGGCGCCCGAGGAGCCAGAUGCGUAG